UGUUUAAAGGACUCCGUCCCAUAAAAUAAUAUAUAUUUUUUAAAAUUAAAUUUACAAACCAAGUUCCGUAUUUGUUUGUGCAACAACGGUGCAGUGAACGCAGUGAAGCCCGUUUAAAUGUCGAAAACCGCAAGUAAUGUGAAUACCACCACCACCAGCAGCAGCAACAAAACAAGAAGAGAAGUAACAAAACUAAGUCGAACUGAAGCAACCGGUACGAGUCGCUCCACAACAAAACCAGCAACCACAGUCAAGCGAAGUACCGAUGAAAAAGAGAAGCUACGUACAGCUAAAACCACCCUAAGCAAAACAAAUGAGAUCCGAAAAUCGGUGGCAGUAAAGCCACCAAGCAAUGAAAGGUCCACGGGGCGGACCACAACCUCUAAGGCAGCCACAACUAAGCCCUUGGCCACCAAAUCUCAGAUAAAAGCCCCAAACACUACAGCGACAUCUACCAAGACAAACAGUAGAGUAACCGCCAACCAACCCCAGCAACCACAACAACAACAACGACGUGUUACCAAGGUUUCAAAAUCCCCCUCCGUUUUAGGUUCUCCGGUCACCACACCUCGACAGCCUUUACGUGCCAAACACACCCCGGAAAUCAAGGAGGCAGUGAAGAGAAAUGCCAUAGCCAAGACAAGUUCGGCGGCCACAGUUCCACCUAAACCAAAUGCCGUAUUGGAUACCCAUUCCAAUGUCACCAUUGCAUCGCCACCACCUAAAAGAAAAAAUGAGGUCCAGAAACCCCAGGAGGAAGUUCACGAAGAAGAGCUAUCUAAGCCAAGCAAACUAACUCGCAAAGGCAGUCGUGUCCUGGCGCCCGACGAAAUUGUGGUACUGAAACGAGAGUCGGCCAAAAAACGCAGCGAGGAGCAAAUUCGACGCGAUAGUGUGGUCCAAUUGGAACCUAGACCUGUAGUGGCGCCCAAAGAGCCUGUGGCCUUUGAGGUGCCAUUUAAUGAGAGACAAAAGACCGCCAGAGAGAGAAGUAAAACGGAAAAUUCUGAGGAGGGUCACAGUAAAAGAGAACGUUCCACUUCGAGAGUUCGACAGCCGAAAGAAACCAAAAACCAGGAGAAGGGAGAGGAAGAGGAAACGGAGAUAAAUUACUCCGAUGAUUUUGAUUCGUAUGAAUCGGAUUUUGAGACGGGAUCUUCGAGGAAAUCAUCCGGCCCCAGCAGUGUUAGUAAUACCGCAAGUGAUGAAGAUGAGGAGGAGGGGGAGGAGGAGACUACUUCCCUAAAUGAAACCUCUUCAGAGGAAGAAGAAUGCUCCGGUGACAAAAUUCUAGACUCCGAGGAAGAGGAGGAAGACUCCGAAAUAACCCAAGAUCCCAUUACGGUACUGCAACGGGACAAAGAACGCAAACUCGACUCGGGCCACUAUGAAUUGAACUCCCGACGCAAUCCCAAAUUGGCUGACAUACCCAAUCAAUCUACCCAAAAUUUGGUGGAUAGUUUUGAAACCUUUAGCCUCAAUGCCUCGGAUCAAUUGGAUUCGGGUAUUUCGGCAUAUGGUCCUUCAACGCUGACAAAUAUCUCAAAGGGUAAUUUUCAAAUCUUCUAUGGAGGCUACAAAGAUUUCCUCCGGAAACCCAUACACAACAAACGGGGUGAGGAUCUAAUGGCCAAGAUACAACUGGACACGCUGGAAUUUCAGCUGUUCGACAUGAAACCCAUAUCCUAUGAUGUUUUCAUGCAAACCUUCGGUAAACUGAAUACCUAUCAAAGUUCCACCCAGACCCAGGAUAAUCUCAUGAGUACGGAGUCGCAGACGGACAACUGGGAAAUGCGUUCAAUGUGGACCCAACAUCCGGCCCAGUAUGAUUGGGAAAUGGUAAAACAGCUGACCACAAAUGUUAAGGGUUCGAUUCUCGGGGGUGGGGUUUUGGGCCAGAACUGUUGUGGGGAAUUGGAGGAUGAAAAUGAUAUCAAAACAUCCUCUCAAGAUGAACUGGAAAGAAGUUUGGAGGCCUUGAAGUUGUGGGAGAAUCAAAAAUCUCUAAGGAAGUUUCAAAAUCAAGGUCGGAUUCUUCGAAAACCCAUAGAUUAUGAGGGGCUCAACAGUUUCCUUUUGAGAUCCUCCAUGGUGAUAAAUCAGAUUCUGGGCUCGACGCUGCGGGAAAACCAUUCUGAUUCGGAUGCCCAGCAAUUGGGCCACCUGGAGCGCAUUGUGGACUCCCGCCAUGAAUUGGAUAGCAAUUUCCUGAACACCCUAAGGGUGGUGAGAAUUUUUUCCAAUUCCAAACACAAUUUGGUCAUUACCGUCCAUGAAUCUCUACCCGAAACGGAUGUCUAUAAAUCGGAUUUUGCCCAACUUCUAAUGGUUUGGUGUGUCAAUGUCAACGAUAAACCCAAUCGUUUACUUUCCACCUGGAGUCAGGUGUCCCGGGUGGAGAUAUCCAAUGACAGUGCUGAUAUUGUGGUGGCCAGCUUGAGGGAUGGUUCGGUGGCCAUGUGGGAUUUAAGAGAAACCUAUUCAUUUUGUUCGAAACUGGAUGGUUAUCUGACACAUUUUGCAGCUACCCAAUCAAUUGUGCCUUCGUUUGAAGGGGUGCAGGAUAGAGGGGAGAUCCUUAUGGAUUAUGGUUCCUGUUUGGAUGUGAGGAGUUUUAAAACGGCCAACAAUAAUUGGGCGCUGGCCAAUGUCAACGGAAGCCGGACAAAGUCGCAGUUCGUAUCCCUGCAUGACUCCGGCCUGCUAACCGUAUGGACUUUGGUGGAUAGUUCCGAAGUACCCACCAAUCCCCUGGAAUCGAAGCCCAAUGAAAAACUCAAAAAUUACUCAAAACUACAACAGAAAUUCGGCUACAGUUCACCGUGGGCCCGGGUCAAACUCAUACAAAGUUCGGUGGCAUAUCUCAAGGAUUAUAUUGAAACGAAAAAUCUACAAUCCCUUUCGCGUUUCGACAAAACCAAGGCUUUGUUUCAGAAGAAUAUCUACAGUGAUGAGGCGCUUAAGGAGUUAAAUGAAAACACCAACACCGAUAUGGGUUCGCUGGGUCUGCGAUUUACCAGCCUGGAAUGUGGCAGCGAGAAUAUUUUCGUUUGUACCAAUCGUAACUUCAUUUUGAUGUGUUCCAAGACCCUUAAAGCUGAGAGGUUUCGGCGCAUAAUUUUGCAUGAAAGCAGGCUGCUGUUCCCCACCGCCUUGAAGGUAUUGACCAAUGAAAAUUUCUUGGCCGUGGGUCUGUCAAAUGGUGGGGUAAUGAUAUUGAAUUGUGCCCUCAACAAGCAAAUGCCGAAAGCCGGCGGGGCGAAAUGCAAAACUCCUGGUACACCAUUCCCGGGACAAUCGCAUGACAACAAUUCACCGCCAGAUUUUGAUAAUCUAACGGGGAAGUCAUGUGCCAUACAAAAUAUUGUGUUAAACUCCCAAAAGUCCUAUGACAGCAUGGAUUUCAAUAGUUCCUCGAAUGAUGUGGAAUUUCGCCCGGACACCGCCGCCUUUGUGGCCCUAAUUGACACAAAUCGCAAACCAUUCGAAUUGAGAAUCUACGAUCAACAAAUCGUCUUGGCCGGUUCGGUAUUGCGACGGAAUUUAAUACAAUCUUUGGAGUUGUCUUCGGAUGGCUGGCGCCUCUUUGCCUUGAGUAAUGGCCGGCUGCGUAUCUAUGAUUUCUAUUUGGAACAGGAAAUCGUCGAGGGGGAUGAGGAGGGAAGUGGUGCUACUUUGGAUAUUGGUUGCGCUAGAACUAAUCAAAAUGAAAUGAAUUUAAUUACCUUGGAGCGGGAGUCGAAAGUGCAUGUUUAUGUUUUAAAGAAGUAGAGUUAAGAGGUGAGGAAUUGAGGCGGAAACACAUAAGAGGCAUGGCAUUGUUGUGAGGGUAAUUUGAGGUGAAAAAAUUAAAGUUCUAAACUGAUAAGAGGAUUUUUUCAUCAGCUGGUAUUUAACGUUAAAUAACAGGCAUUUAGGGUGAACUAAUUCGAAGUUGGUCCAUAAUCCAAACUAGAUAUCCCUACAUGUCAUUGUUAUUAAAAGCCAGCAUAUGACUUAAGGUGAGAAUACAUAAAAGGCUUUUUUGACAGGCAUAAGUCAUCGGCUGACUUCUUCGUAGAUGAACAAAGGAACUUUAGGUUGACUUAGAUCGAUUUUGGCCCUAUGCUCCUUUGUUCCAUGGUAGAAGAAUAUAGGUAGACGCAUCGACACAGCUGCUGGGACAAUGAACUGUCAAACCAAUUUUGCAAUUGAAAAUGUUGAAUGAAAAAUUAUUUAAAUUUUCAAAAAUUGUUGAAAAAACGAGGAUUAUAAUAACCCACGAAUGACGUCGUAUAAGAAAACAUAUAAAAAAUCUACUUAUAUUUGAAAAAAAAAAAAAAUACAAUUUUUUGACAUAUCAAUGCUCUCAAGCGUUGAUGCAUCUACCUGUAUUCUUCUUCCAUACUUUGUACUUUUCCGAAGAAGCCAGCCGAUGACUUAAGCCAGUCAAAAAAGUGUGAACUAGAACUAGGGUGAACUAGUUCAAAGUCGGUGUAUUAUCGGAACUAGAUAUCCCUAAAUUCCACAAUUAUUAAAAGUCAGCAGAUGACUUGUAACAGCUUAAAAGUGCAGAUACAUAAACAGAUUUUUUCUAGCUUAAAGUCAUGGUAGAAUUAAUAAUUUCUUUUCAAAAUAAUCCAUUUGACAACAUGCUAUUGUCGAAAUGCGUAUUCAUAAAUCCAUUGUAUUUACACAAAUCAGAGAUGGGAACCUGUUCUUUUUUGCUGUGAAAUUUGACAAGGUAAAUUACAGAAAAUGCAGGCAUGGAUAUUCUUAUUUGAAAUGACUUUAUCUUCUUCAUUUUACCAUACUUAAAGGUGAGAACACAUAAACCGCUUUUUUGACAGGCUUAAGUCAUCAACUGGCUUCUUUGUAAAAUGAUAAGAAAACGUGAAAACGAGGGUGAACAAAUAUUAAUAACGCGCCGAAAUUGAACUAAGUCAACCUAAAACUUAUUUCUUCUUUUACGAAGAUGCCAGCCGAUGACUUACAAAGAAGCCAGCCGAUAAUUUAAGCCAGGAAAAUAAGCUCUUUAUGUAGCUGUACCUUGAAGGGCUUUUUUAUAGACUUAUGCCAUGUUUACGUUAGAACUUUUUGUAGGGUUAACCUACUUUGAGAGGAUUUAUUUGAAAUAAAAGUAAUGGAUAUGACAAUUUAAAUCCAAACCCAUUGGGUUAACCCUCAUAUGUAUAAACGUACUGUUAUGCCAUCGACUGACUUCUUCGUAAAAUAACAAGGAUGUUUUAGGUUGCCUUAGAUCGAUUUCGGCUCAUAAUGUAUACUUUACGUAGAAGCCAUGGUAGAAGAAUUUAGGUAGACGCAUCGACACAGCUGCUGGGACAAUGAACUGUCAAACCAAUUUUGGAAUUGAAAAUGUUGAAUUAAAAAUUAUUUAAAUUUGUAAAAAUUGUUUAAAAAACGCGAAUUAUAAUAGCCUCCGAAUGACGUAGUACAAGAAAACAUAUAAAUAUCUACUUAUAUUUGAAAAAAAACAUUUAAAUUUUUUUACAUAUAAAUCCUCCCAAGCGCUGAUGCAUCUACCUGUAUUCUUCUGCCACGGUAGAAGCUUGGGAACAUUGAUAUGUCAAAAAAAUUGAAAGAUUCCUUCAAAUAUAAGUCGAUUUUUAUACGUUUUCUUAUACGACAUCAUUCGGACGUUAUUACAGUUCGCGUUUUUCAACAAUUUUUACAAAUUUAAAUUAUUUCUCAUUCAACUUUUUUUUAUUCCAAAAUUGGUUUGAAAAUUCAUUGUCCCAGCAGCUGUGUUGAUUGGUCUACCUAUAUUCUUCUACCCUGGUAGAAGCCAACAGCUGACUUAACCUAGUGAAAAAAUCCUCCUAUGUAUUAAAACCUUUGGAAGCUUUUGGAUUAGGUAAACCUAUAUUUAAAUAGCCAAUUCCAGUGCCUAUAAGUCAAAUAAAUCCUCAUCAAAGUUAACCCUCCAAAAAAGUUAACUCAGCAAAAAAAAAAUCUUGAAUCUACACAUUCGCUAUACCAAAAUAAAUUCUGAAAUGUUUUUCGGUCUUUGGAAUAUAAUUUAGAUCGUGCUUGUCUUUUAUUCGUUUGAGACUUAAGCCAUAAUGCCAUGCUUCUCAUGUGUUUCCGCCUUUAAUUAUCGA
Musca domestica (house fly) is the source of this 6101-nucleotide messenger RNA. RefSeq lists its product as uncharacterized. The transcript has 3 exons. The coding region runs from base 118 to 3771 and encodes 1217 amino acids. Gene Ontology annotation, molecular function: dynein light chain binding; dynein heavy chain binding. The record is from RefSeq and is a predicted model, not a curated record. Gene Ontology annotation, biological process: intraciliary transport. NCBI's taxonomy places the organism in Eukaryota, Metazoa, Arthropoda, Insecta, Diptera, Muscidae. Gene Ontology annotation, cellular component: cytoplasmic dynein complex.